This is a messenger RNA of Ictalurus furcatus (blue catfish), 4754 nucleotides long. RefSeq names its product SET domain bifurcated histone lysine methyltransferase 2 (gene setdb2). Gene Ontology annotation, cellular component: nucleus. NCBI's taxonomy places the organism in Eukaryota, Metazoa, Chordata, Actinopteri, Siluriformes, Ictaluridae. The record is from RefSeq and is a predicted model, not a curated record. Gene Ontology annotation, biological process: negative regulation of gene expression; heterochromatin organization. The transcript is spliced from 11 exons. Gene Ontology annotation, molecular function: DNA binding; histone H3K9 methyltransferase activity; protein binding. Bases 673 to 2646 code for a protein of 657 amino acids.
CUUUUAUGGGAACAACCGUUUUGGGGAAGAACCACAUAUGGGUGUGAUGGUCAGGGGUCCACAAAGUUUUGGCCAUAUAAUGUAUAUUUCUAAACCAAUAAAACAUUCCAGUUACUAAAGGAUCAUUUGCUGAUAUAAUGUCUUAUUUGAAUGUUUGUUUGUUUUUGUUUUUUUUAACAGUAUUUCCUUCGCUUUGCUCGCAGAUCCAGUGCAGGGUUCCUGCAUCCAUUGCUCGGUGCUCGAUUGAUUUGGUCUGACGUCACACCGGACCACAAUUCAAAGAGCAGCAUUGUGGGAGUUUUUGCAAAAUUGUGUGUUGCUUGCUGCAGAAAAUGAGAAAACUGAUGUAAAAGAAUUGGGUUUUUUAUUCAUAGUAAUUGGAUAAACAGUAAACAGCCGCAGCUGCGGAUUAGAAGUGUUUAUUUUUUAAUGUUUUAAAGGCACCACACAGAUUUAUGUAAUAUUCCCGCGUUUAGUCAGUGUUGUUACUUCACAGCUAGUUAGCAUCGGCUAGUGGCUUGAAUUUAAUUUAAUUUGACCUUAAUUAACUGUUAUUAUUCUUGAUAUAUAGUUCCUCUCGGACGGAGUGUGAAGCAGUACUAGCUCCUGUGUUUAUGUUUAGCUCGGUAGCUGAAGGAGCAGGGUUUCAGUGACAGCACUGCAUCUCUCAAAAUGGAGCUGUCGGCUGUUGAGAGAGCGAAGACAUUUUGGUCUCAGGUGGAUGUGGACUUGGCUUUUGAGGAGCUGUUGGGAUUCCUGAUGUGUCUGAGAGAAGCUAUUAAAAACAAAGCAGCCUCGGAUAAAGGCUACGUCCAGGGCAUGAACAUUAUUAUGGAGUCGGAGGUGUCGCUGACUGCAGCUUUGAGGUCUGAUUCCUUUGAGGAGGUGCUGAUCGGUGAAGGUGUUAUAGUUGGUGAAGACAUACUGACAGUGUCUGUCUCAGACUCGCACUGCACUAUACUGAAAAUGAAGGAUCUACCUGUGCCAGAAGAUGCCUUACAUGACGAUGUCUCAAGGAACCUGGAGUCCGGUUCAGACAACAGUCAGAUGUCUUCAUCAGGCAGAAAUGAUGCUAUGUUAUUAGGGAAGUUAGACACGUAUGACUAUAUGAUGCUGCUGUCGCCAGCUAAUGUUUUAUCUGAUGACCAGUUGGCCCCUGUGUCACCUGUCCAGCUUUCCUAUCAACAGCACGACUGCAGCCCAGCCUGUCUCCCUCACCUCCCGUCUCACUCGGACACUUUUCUUGGCCACAACCCCUUGCAAGUUCCUCUUCUCUGCCACUUCCAGCGGCAUUGUGCCAAGCCACUGAUGCUUUCACCACACGAGGAACUGGACUCGGACGUGCUCUACAAAGCCCCGUGUGGGCGGAGCUUGCGCCGCAUGGAUGACGUGUAUCAGUUCUUACAGCAGACUAAAAGCCUCGGGGUCCUGCAGCAGACCAACUUCAGCUUCAAUUCGCAGGUACUGCCAGAGCGGCAGGCCCAGCCAAGGCCGCUAGCCCCUGCUUCACCUCUUCCCACAACCAGUAUUUCUGAGAGAGACAUAAGCCGUGGGAUUGAAUCUGUCCCGGUUACUCUGUGUAAUGACUUGGAUGGUGUACGGCCAAAAGAGUUUCGCUAUCGCAAGGAUCGCUGGCCCCAUGGCUGCUUCUUAAGCACGGCGCCAUUUUUCCUGAGCUGCUGUGACUGCACAGAUGGAUGCACGGACAGUUCCAGCUGUUUGUGUCUUCAGCUGUCUCUAAAGGCUGGCGCAAAGCCAGACCGGCUUUACAGCCACCACCGGCUAAAUGAGCCUGUGUCCACGGGGCUGUAUGAAUGUGGUCCAUGGUGUGGGUGCCAGAAAAGCAGUUGUCAGAAUCGUGUGGUCCAGCAUGGACUCCGUGUCCGCCUGCAGGUGUUUCGCACCAAUGACAAGGGAUGGGGCGUGCGCUGCCGUGACGACCUCGACAAGGGCACGUUCGUCUGUACUUACGCAGGUGUUGUCCUGAGACUCGGGCGGAACUUGGAGGAGCCGCUUCUCUCGAAAAUCCAGAAGGAGGAGCAGUUGUCGGAUGAUGAGGUGGAGGUAGUGGAGGAGUGGACGCUUCCCUCAGGGCAGAAGAAAACAGUCACUGAGACACUGGACACCUCUCCACGUCUUUAUGUUGCUGUGAUCCAGAGGCCUGCAGACCAGCCCUCUGCACCGCUGGAUGGCCAGAGGGAACAGCUGGAGAAUUCGGAUAACCAGGAGGAAAUGAACACCUGUUCAUCACCUAAUCCCAGUCAUACAGAAAUCAAACACCAGCACAAGGAAGAGGUGGUGAGGAAGAGGCUUCGGUUGGAUGGCGAGGAAAACGGUGGCGACGUACGUCGAGAUCAGAUGGUGCCUAAACCCGACUGUCAGGAAAAAAUGUAUUAUCUUGAUGCUUCAAAAGAAGGAAAUGUGGGAAGGUUUAUUAAUCACAGCUGCAAUCCCAACCUCUUUGUCCAGAAUGUCUUUGUUGAUACCCACGAUCCCAAAUUCCCAGUAAUUGCUUUCUUUACGUGCAAGCCAAUCAGGGCAGGGACUGAGCUGACCUGGAAUUAUUCCUAUAAAACAGGAAGUGAUCCCGAGCACGAGGUACAAUGUCUGUGUGGUUCGAAUGACUGCCAAACGAUUAUCAUCUGAUCAUAUGACCACAUACGUGAAAAGUUAGGUCAUCAGCAAGGGUAAGCAUAAGAUCUAAGGCGCAGGAAACCUGGCAGAACUGUGAAUAUGAAAUCUGUGCCACAUGGUUAUUCAGUAUUCCUGAAAGUUGCUUUCAGCAGUAAAAGCUAAUUGGUGAAGACAGUUGGUGUUUGAUGGUGUUUCUGCACAGUUCUACUAAAAACAGACCUUCUUUAAUGGUUAAUAACGGCAGUGUUCUUUGUUUGUUUGUUUUUGUAUAAUCUUUGAAAUAAAAACAUUUUAAAACACAUCAUUUCCUGCAUCUUUCACAGCUUUGACAUGUUUUGUGCUGUUGGGUGGAAAUGUGGAAUGCAGGUUUACUGAUCCUGAACUCAUGUCCUGUAAUUGCACUGUGUAAUGUCAUUUAUGGAUUAAAGCCGUAGGAAAGAUCUCUAAAUUAUGAUCCUGGGUUUGAUUGGUUUCUGCUGUAGUGUCUUCUACUGAUAAAUGAUAUUUUUAUGAUCAUAUUUUCCUCGUGUUUGGGUUUAGACAAAAGCAAUACGCUUUCCUCUCGUACCCCAAGACAGAGUGAUGUUUCACUGCCGGUACUAGUCCUGUCACGAUAGCUACUUUUAUUGGACGAUAUGUUGUCCCAGAAAUAAUUAAUAGCGAUAAACGAUAUUAUUGUCGCCGAUAUAAUGAUAAUAUAAUAGCAUGGUUUUUGUCUUCCUUUAAAUGUCGUCAUAGUUAUUCAUUUUAGUCAAUUUUACUGGCGUCGAAUAUUAAUCGACAUUCUAGUUGAUGAGAAAAUGUAAAAAUUAAACCAAAUAUUAACACAUUUUAUAUAUUAACUUAAACAUGUGAAAACUGCCCUCGUUGUGAUUUACCUGCAUGAUUUUCUGACAUAUAAAUAUUACAGUGAGACACUACUGUAAUACAAUAUUGUGAAUUCGUUGUGUGUUUUUAGUGCGUCGUUACAGAAAGAACGUAGUGACACCGUUCUACCUAGCACUUUACUCAAGUUCAGGGUCACAUGUGCGUUUGUGUUAUUUUGUGCCGCAGCGAGUUGUAAUAUUAGGUUUAUGUUGUGUGUAAACGUCUGAUUAAUCUUGUGUGUGUGUGUGUGUGUGUACAGGAUGAGGUUGGAUUUGUUCGCCUGCCUCUCAAAUAAAACGUUUAAACUGCAUUUGCAUCCAUCUCUACCUGCUGUACAUGACAUGGUGACAUUCAUUCUUACGUAAACACGAUGGACAACAUCCAGGUCAUGUCCACGUAUCGUACAACAAGUCGAUAAAGUAAUUAUCAUGACAGGCCUAGCCGUCAAAAAUGCGUCACUGUGCUGGUUUAUCCGACACAAACAUGUUUAAACUUGUGCACACAAGUAAGGGAAAAAUGUCAGAAUGAUGUGUAAUUUGCUACGGUGCACUCUUGGAAACAGUGGUACUGAUUUGUGUUUAUUGGCUUAAAUUAUGACUGUAAAAUGAUUUAAUCUACACAUAAAAGCUACUAGAUUUAGCAACACUUUGCUACUAGAAAACAGACUGUUUUGUGUGAGGAAUGAAAAAGAAAGCACAGAAAGUAGGCUACACCAGUGCUUCUCAUCUUGCAGGUGAAGAGCUGUGUGAAAGUGUGCCACAGAUGUAAUCCUCAUCGAAGGUCAACUGAAAGUUUAGCAGUCUGUACAGGAUUUCAUGGAGUUUUAUUUUGCUGCAGCUUUUAUCAGAAUUUGUAAGCCAAUUUGGAGAGGUUUUUAGUCGAAAACUACUUGAAUUGGUGAAAUUGCACUGAAUUGUUUUGCAGUGAUGGUUGUUGGUAAAUGGGACAUUUUAGCUGUACUCAUUCAAACACAAGAAAUAAAGGAAGCUUUUGCCGAAUGGCCUGAACCUGCAGUGACUCUGAAAAGUUGAAAGCAUCUCUGAAUGUUGUUUGCUCCAUUUCAGCAAAAUCCUGGCUGGACUAUUUUAACAGCUUCUUAUUUGGGGUAUGCAAAAAAAAUAAAAAAAUUUCACAGUUCUGUAAUGUAUAUGUGAUUAAUAAAGACUCAUUGCUUUGUAUAUUUUAACCAUUACUUAAAGUUGGUUAUUCGGUUUGGAAGAAUCAUGUCAAGCCUCCUGCUGAAGAUUUGGAAC